Messenger RNA from Chionomys nivalis (European snow vole), 2968 nucleotides. RefSeq names its product intracisternal A particle-promoted polypeptide (gene Ipp). The transcript has 9 exons. The record is from RefSeq and is a predicted model, not a curated record. Gene Ontology annotation, molecular function: actin binding. Bases 188 to 1942 code for a protein of 584 amino acids. NCBI's taxonomy places the organism in Eukaryota, Metazoa, Chordata, Mammalia, Rodentia, Cricetidae.
UUAUAAUAAUUACAAUUGAGGAUAAAGUAUGGUGGCAUAGACCUUUACUCCCAGCACUCAGAAGGCAGAAGCAGAUGAAUUGUUUUGAGUUUGAGGGAAGUCUACAUGGUGAGUUCCAGUCUGGCCAAGGCUAUAUGGGUAGAAGCAAAUAAUGGGCAAGAGUCUCUUUAAUUAACCUGUGGUCAUCAUGUCUAAGGACGAGUGUGCCAAGGCUGGCGAUAGCUCAUUUUCCUCUGAUAAACAUGCCCAGCUCAUCUUGGCCCAAAUCAACAAAAUGAGAAAUGGCCAGCAUUUCUGUGAUGUACAGCUGCAGGUCGGGAAGGAAACCUUUCACGUUCACCGGCUGGUUCUGGCUGCGAGCAGUCCAUACUUCGCAGCUUUGUUCGCUGGAGGAAUGAAAGAGUCCUCAAGAGACGUUGUACAGAUUCUAGGAGUUGAACCUGGAAUCUUUCAGUUACUUCUAGACUUCAUUUACACAGGACUAGUGAACAUAGCUGUGAAUAAUGUUCAGGAGUUGAUUGUUGCAGCAGACAUGCUACAGUUGACUGAAGUUGUCAAUCUUUGCUGUGACUUUCUAAAAGGACAAAUUGAUCCACAGAACUGCAUUGGACUCUUCCAGUUCUCUGAGCAAAUUGCCUGCCAUGAUCUUUUGGAAUUUACAGAAAACUAUAUUCAUGUCCAUUUCUUGGAGGUUCAUAGUGGAGAAGAGUUCCUGGCACUUACGAAAGAUCAGCUAAUCAAAAUUUUACGAAGUGAGGAACUUAGCAUUGAAGAUGAAUACCAAGUCUUCUUAGCUGCAAUGCAGUGGAUUCUGAAAGACCUGGGAAAGAGAAGAAAACAUGUGGUAGAAGUGUUAGAUCCAAUUCGAUUCCCUUUAUUACCAUCUCAGAGGCUUUUAAAGUACAUAGAAGGAGUAUCUGAUUUUAAUCUUCGAGUUGCAUUGCAAACACUUCUGAAAGAAUAUUGUGAGGUCUGCAAGUCUCCCAAAGAGAACAAGUUUUGUAGUUUUCUGCAGACAUCCAAAGUUCGACCUCGGAAGAAAGCAAGAAAAUACCUGUAUGCAGUAGGUGGAUAUACACGCUUGCAGGGGGGCCGUUGGAGUGAUAGCAGAGCCCUCAGCUGUGUAGAACGCUUUGAUACGUUUAGUCAGUACUGGACCACUGUAUCUUCACUUCACCAGGCUCGAUGUGGACUUGGAGUAGCCGUUUUGGGAGGGAUGGUCUACGCUAUUGGAGGUGAAAAGGAUUCAAUGAUUUUUGACUGUACUGAAUGCUAUGACCCAGUUACUAAACAAUGGACAACUGUUGCUUCAAUGAAUCACCCCCGCUGUGGCUUGGGAGUAUGUGUGUGCUACGGGGCUAUCUAUGCUUUGGGUGGGUGGGUUGGAGCUGAGAUUGGCAACACCAUUGAACGAUUUGAUCCUGAUGAAAAUAAAUGGGAAGUUGUUGGCAACAUGGCUGUGCCUCGCUACUACUUUGGGUGCUGUGAAAUGCAAGGUUUAAUUUAUGUUAUUGGAGGAAUCAGCAAUGAGGGACUGGAGCUUCGUUCUUUUGAAGUUUAUGAUCCUCUUUCUAAGCGUUGGUCUCCACUUCCUCCUAUGGGGACCAGAAGAGCAUAUCUCGGGGUGGCAGCACUCAAUGACUGCAUCUAUGCUAUUGGAGGGUGGAAUGAGACACAAGAUGCUCUUCACACUGUAGAAAAGUACUCCUUUGAAGAGGAAAAGUGGGUUGAAGUUGCUUCAAUGAAAGUGCCCAGAGCAGGCAUGUGCGUUGUGGCGGUCAAUGGUCUCCUGUAUGUUUCUGGAGGCCGCUCUUCUAGCCAUGAUUUCUUGGCUCCAGGUACCUUGGACUCAGUUGAAGUUUAUAACCCUCAUUCAGAUACUUGGACAGAAAUUGGUAACAUGAUCACUAGCCGCUGUGAAGGUGGUGUUGCUGUACUGUGACACAGAAAGCAUAAAAGUUCAAGUAGCAUUUGGAAAUGUAGGUUCUGACCUGUUGUAAAUCAAACUUGUAUUUGUGAUAUGACCCUCUGAUUCUUUUGAGGAUAUGUAUUGAAUAGAUAGAUAAGAGUGAUUUUUUUCUAAAGUUUGAAUGUGAAUAGAUAUGGAAUAUAUCUUAAUAAAGAACUCAUAAAUUUGCCAAGCUUAACAACAAUAGAAAUGGUGUUUAUGCCUUACAGUUAUUUAGUUAUCAAUAUAAUCCUAAUUUUAAAUAUUGUUUAGAAACUUCUGGGAAAUAGUGCCUUUGGCUACUUCUCUAGUGCAGUUCAAGUUGUAAUAUAGCCUGUAUACAAUAAAUGAUCAUCUCUGAGACAGUUUAAAAAUUUCUAUUAUAAUUCACAAUUUAGUCCAAAACAUAGUUUCCAUGAUGUGAUUUAACCUAUAGAGAAAAGCUAGUGAAACUGUACUUCAAUGGCAGGACUUUUUACCAUCCCCAAAUAAAAGCAUUAGACUAUUAGGAAGGGCAUAUAGUAAAUAUCCAUUUGGAUUUUGUUUGUUUGUUUUUGAGACAGAGUAUCUCUACAUAGCUCUGACUGUCCCAAAACUUUCUACAUAGACCAAGCCUGCCUCAAAGUCACAGAGAUUUGCUUGCCCCUGCCUCCCAAGUGCUGGGAUUAAAGGUCUAUAUCACUAUGCCCAGCAUAUCUAGCUAUUUAGAUAGGUAAGCUUCUGCUUUUGAUAGUCUGAGAGAUUUUACCAACUCAUAUUUUUUGUUUUGAUUAUAAAAAGUUUUACUUUUUAAAAUUUCUAUGUAUGUGUGUGUGUGUCUACUUGUCUAUGUGCACCUUGUGUAUACAGAUGCCUGCUGAGGCCAGAAGAGGAUGUAGUGUCCCCUGGAACUGGAGUUAAGGUGCUGCCUGAUGUGGGUGCAGGGUACUGAACCUUAGGUCCUCUGAAAGAGCACCAAGUGCUUCUACCUUUUGAGCCAUCUCUCUAGUCCCCCAUGAUGACAGUUGAGUUUUUUUUUUG